Messenger RNA from Ziziphus jujuba (common jujube), 1786 nucleotides. Its product is annotated as heparanase-like protein 1. The transcript is spliced from 9 exons. The record is from RefSeq and is a predicted model, not a curated record. Lineage: Eukaryota; Viridiplantae; Streptophyta; Magnoliopsida; Rosales; Rhamnaceae. Gene Ontology annotation, molecular function: beta-glucuronidase activity. The coding region runs from base 72 to 1640 and encodes 522 amino acids. Gene Ontology annotation, cellular component: plant-type cell wall; membrane.
UAACUUUGUGAAAACUAAUACAGUUUCGGAGAACAUAUAGUUUUUGUGGAGUUACAGAGAGCUUUGAGAAUAUGGAGAUGAAAAUACUAUUUUCUUGUUUAUUUGUUUUAUUUUCAUUGUGUUUGGCCGAUAACAUUGAUGUUUCAAUCAAUGGAGAAACAGCACAAGCUAUCACAGAUGAGAAUUUCAUAUGUGCAACUUUAGAUUGGUGGCCUGACACUGAAUGUAACUUUGGCUACUGUUCUUGGAUCAAGUCUAGUGUUCUCAAUAUUGAUUUGAACAAUGAGCUUAUGAUAAAUGCUAUCAAGGCAUUUGGAAAUCUGAGAAUCAGAAUAGGAGGUUCAUUGCAAGAUCAGGUUGUUUAUGAUAUGGGAUAUUCACUUAACCAAGUGCAAUGCCCUGCUAUGUUCACCCUGGGCAGUGGUGGUCUAUUUGGAUAUACUCCAGGUUGUCUUACCCAACAGAGAUGGGAUGAUUUAAAUGCAUUGUUCCAGAAAACAGGAGCUAAAUUGACAUUCGGAUUGAAUGCCCUUGCCGGGAAGGAACAUUCUUCAACAGACAAUGCCCUUUGGGUUGGUAAUUGGGACCAAAGAAAUGCUCGUGACCUUAUGGAAUACUCUAUAUCAAAAGGAUACCAGAUUGAUUCCUAUGAACUUGGAAAUGAAUUGUCUGGUUCCGGGGUUGGUGCAAGAAUUGACAGUGAUCAAUAUGCUAAGGACAUGAUUCAGCUCAAGAAGUUAGUGACAGAAUUGUACCCUGAUCCUACCACAAGGCCCAAAAUUAUUGGCCCUGGCGGAUUUUAUGACAAAGCUUGGUAUGAUAACUUUCUUCAGAAAUCAGGACCCAAUGUGGUGGAUGGUCUUUCCCAUCACAUCUACAACCUUGGUGCAGGGGGUGAUCCAAAUCUUAUCUUUAGGGUUCAAGAUCCAAUCUACCUGGAUAACAUUGCUCAGACAUUUCAAGAUGCAGAGGAUUCUGUAAAGGAGUUUGCUCCAUGGUCAGGAGCAUGGAUUUCUGAAGCCGGUGGAGCUUAUCAGAGUGGUGGCAGAGAUGUUUCACAUACUUUUGUUGAUGGCUUUUGGUAUUUGGACCAACUUGGCAUGUCAUCCACUUUCAAUCAUAAGGUUUACUGCAGACAAGCUUUGCUUGGAGGAAACUAUGCUCUACUUAAUGAACAAUCAAUGUUCCCAAAUCCUGACUAUUAUGGCGCUUUGCUGUGGAAUAAUCUGAUGGGCAACAAAGUGCUUGCUACCAAACACAGUGGAUCUCCUUAUCUCCGGGCUUAUGCUCAUUGCUCAAAGGACCAGCCUGGUGUUAGUGUCCUUUUGAUCAACAUGUCCAACUCUACCAUCUUUGAUGUGUCGGUCAUCAAUGACUUCAAUCUGUAUCCCGAUCAACUUGCAACGAGGAAAAAUGGUCCAAAAUCACAGAGAGAAGAGUACCAUUUGACAGCAGAAGAUGGUUAUAUUCAGAGUGAUGUUGUGCUACUGAAUGGAGUAACUUUGAGGCCAACAGAUGGAUUCCAAAUCCCACCAUUGACGCCAAAUGUAGUGGAUAAUACUGGUCCAAUUAGUGUUGCACCAGAUUCUAUUGUAUUUGUUGUUUUCAAGGAUUUUAAGGCUUCUGUCUGCAGUGCUUAAUUAGGUGAUUGUUUUAAGUCAACUAUAGAUUGGUAGGACAAGUGAGUGAGUAGUUACACAUGUAGGACCUUUUGUUUUAUUUUUCCGAGUUGGUUGGUUGUUAUUAAUUUCUCAUUAAUAAUAAUAAUAAAAGUUAAUUCUCAAAG